AUGAAUAUCACUCUCGAACGGACCGGGCCCAACCUCAACCGGCGUGUGAAGGCCACGGGCGCUACCACAGGGGAUUCGGCGUCUGCACUGGCCGCAUUCGGAGCUAUGGGUAGCCAAAACGUUCAUCGCGAGUCUCAGGCGCUCUUCUUCCGAGAGAAUACGUUCCGACUCCUAGAAAUGUAUGGAGACGGCGAGACCCCUUACCAAAUUGCACGUGCGUUCAUGAAAGCAAUCGGUCCUGGAGGUCGCAAACAGACUCGAAACAUCGAGCUCCACAAUGUCGGCUCUGUAGCCGAAGGCAUAGUACUAGACCCCGACACUUUGGAGGCCCACCGAUACUGCUACCAGGUUAUGCAGCAGUUCCAGAUUGUGACCACGCAGCUAAGCCUUUGCAAGAACCUCCAAUCCCUGUUCAUCUACCUGGACACCUCUGAGGUCUUUGGUAGCGCCGGUCCCUCUCCCCAACCGCUCGUAGAGUGGCUGCAACCGCUCUGGCCCAUACAAGCAUCAGCUGGAGCCAACAGGAGUGACUUCGAAGAAGGUCGAAAGCGAUGCGUAGCCGCUGCCAAAGUUAGGCAUAACAGGACCUGCGAAGUAAAUUUGACUCUUGGUCUACUGAUCUUUGCUGCGAAGAGUUCGGGGCUCAAGAAGUUAGCGAUCGCUUGGAAGGCUGACCAGAAGAUGGCCGCCGUGUUCCAGCCCCGCACUUCCGGAGGGCCGAGUAAAUACAUACUCCGGGCGGGCGCUGAGGAUUUCUUGCGGGCUUAUCUCCAGCCUGCGUGCGCGGUCGUGCCCCUUCGGUAUCUUGACAAGGAUUAG
Mytilinidion resinicola is the source of this 819-nucleotide messenger RNA. RefSeq lists its product as uncharacterized. Lineage: Eukaryota; Fungi; Ascomycota; Dothideomycetes; Mytilinidiales; Mytilinidiaceae. The record is from RefSeq and is a predicted model, not a curated record. Bases 1 to 819 code for a protein of 272 amino acids. The transcript has a single exon.